AUGGGGUCAUCGACAGAGAUCGCCUUCUUUGAGGGAGAUGCCCUUACAAUGAUCCUUGAUGAUGCUGGAGAAGAGGUGUGCGUGCCGGAGCUGGCCCCAGACUUUAUCGGUGUCGAUGUGGAAUGGGAAGAGGAUUCCUCAGAGCAAGUCGAGGGAGAUGGGCAGAAUGACCAGGAGCCGGAGAAGGAAGGGACGUCGGCUCUGUCACCCGUCGAGGAGACAAAUGAAAGCCAGCCAAGCCAGCCGCCCCAGCACAUUCCCACUUGGUACAACGCUUCAAACAGCAGGAGGAAGAGUGGAAGCGUCGACUCCACCAAUAUGACUUGUUAUGAUUCCUUGUCGCUGGAAGCCAACAUCAACGAGGAGAUGGAGAAGCUGAAGAAGGAAAAUGCUCGACUGAGGAAGCGCGAGAAUAUUGUCGUGUCUCCAUGGUUUCUUGAAAAGUUUGACACACUUGCUCUGGUCGAGUCUCAGAUAAAGGUUCGCACGGAACGCUUUAUCGCUGCAAUCGACCUCCUAAAGAAGAGGACCAAAGAGGCGGAGUUCUACUCGAGGCAAGCUGCUGUCCUGCAGAACAUAUUGGUGGACAACGAGAUUUCCUUACCCAUUCUCGAGGACCUCGAUCCGGAUGAUGAGGCAAAGGAAAGGGCAGCCGCUGAAGAGUAUCUCCUUAGAAUCAACGACCAAGAUUGGGAGAUUAUAGACUUAAAAGAUAAGCUUAGUCAGUUUCUCCAUAAGCUUAGGGUGAUGGGAUGUUCCGGCGUUAUCAAGCCUUCCGGUUUAACCCUAAGGGGACAGAUCUUAAGAUUUAGGUAUAUAACAAGUGUGUAUUGA
Molecule: messenger RNA, 834 nt
Organism: Oldenlandia corymbosa var. corymbosa
Lineage: Eukaryota; Viridiplantae; Streptophyta; Magnoliopsida; Gentianales; Rubiaceae
Source: the annotation of a GenBank genome assembly